Molecule: messenger RNA, 5333 nt
Organism: Labrus bergylta (ballan wrasse)
Lineage: Eukaryota; Metazoa; Chordata; Actinopteri; Labriformes; Labridae
Gene: clstn2a
Product: calsyntenin 2a
Biological process (GO): homophilic cell-cell adhesion; positive regulation of synapse assembly; positive regulation of synaptic transmission
Cellular component (GO): postsynaptic membrane; cell surface
Molecular function (GO): X11-like protein binding; calcium ion binding; amyloid-beta binding
Source: RefSeq, a predicted model, not a curated record
ACGAGAUCCUCGCACCGGGGAGGAGAUCCAGGAUUUCUGAAGAGGGGAACUGCGAGACAUCAGCCACACAACUCGACCACCAUGGAGACACUCGGGGUCCCUCUUUUGCUGUUUUGGCUCAUGUGGGGCCACUCCUGCGCUGUCGGCGGAAAAGUGAAUAAGCACAAGCCGUGGAUUGAGGCGUCUUACCACGGUGUGAUCACAGAGAACAUGGACACAGUGCUGCUGGACCCGCCGCUUGUAGCUCUGGACAAGGACGCCCCAGUUCCCUAUGCUGGAGAGAUUUGUGCCUUCAAGGUGUACGGCCAAGAUGCUCCGUUCGAGGCUGUGGUGUUGAAUCGCACAUCAGGAGAAGGAGUGGUGAGGGCGAGCAGCCCUGUGGACUGUGAGAGCCAGAAGGAGUACACCUUCAUCAUCCAGGCCUACGACUGUGGGGCCGGAGCCAGCGGGGCCGACUGGAAGAAAUCUCACAAGGCGGUGGUUCACAUCCAGGUGGAUGACGUCAACGAGUUCAGCCCUGUGUUUCGAGAGCUGCUCUACAAGGCAUCAGUAACAGAAGGAAAGAUCUAUGACAGCAUUUUACAGGUGGAAGCUUGGGACCAAGACUGUUCACCACAGUACAGCCAGAUCUGCAACUAUGAGAUUGUCACUGCAGGGACGCCAUUUGCCAUAGACCGCAAUGGUAACAUCAGAAACACAGAGCGGCUGAGCUAUGACAAGCAGCAGAGCUACAAGAUCAUGGUGACGGCCUUUGACUGCGGCCAGAAGAAAGCAAAGGAUGUGGCGGUGCAUAUUGAUGUCAAGCCUGUUUGUAAACCCGGAUGGCAAGGUUGGAACAAGCGGGUGGACUAUGAGCCAGGUACUGGGAGCAAACAGCUGUUUCCCAAGAUGCACUUGGAGACGUGUGGAGGUCCCCUGUCUGGCGUGAAGGCGAUGGUGGAGCUGCAGACAAAUCACAUCGGGAAGGGCUGUGACCGGGAAACAUACUCAGAGAAGUCUCUGCAAAAACUCUGUGGUGCAGCAUCAGGCAGCACUGACCUCCUUCCUGCCCCCGGCCCAUCCACAAACUGGACGGCGUCUCUGCUGACUGACAGCGGCCGAGAGAGCGACCUCAUCUAUCGAUUCGACGGUCAUCAGGCUGCUAAUGUUCCGGAUCACGUGGUGCCCCAAAACCUGACAGACCAGUUCACUGUAGCUACGUGGAUGAAACAUGGGCCCAGUCCUGGACUAAGAGCUGAGAAAGAAACUUUACUGUGCAACUCCGACAAGACAGAAAUGAAUCGCCACCAUUACUCUCUGUAUGUUCACAACUGUCGCCUGGUGUUCCUGCUGAGGAGAGAUUUCACUCAGAUCGACACUUUCAGACCUGCAGAGUUCCACUGGAAACUGGAGCAGAUCUGUGACAAAGAAUGGCACUAUUAUGUGAUCAACGUUGAGUUCCCUGCAGUCACUCUGUUCGUGGACGGUGUGACCUAUGAGCCCUACCUGGUGACGGAUGACUGGCCGAUCCACACAGCAAAGAUUGAUACGCAGCUGACUGUGGGCGCCUGCUGGCAAGGUGGUGAGGUCACGACCCCGAGGUUCACCCAGUAUUUUCACGGCAGCCUGUCAGGUCUGACAAUCCGACCGGGCCGCAUCGAAACCCAGAAGGUUAUCUCUUGUUUGCAGGCGUGCAAAGAAGGUCUGGAUAUCAACUCCCUGGAGAGCCUCGCUAAGGACAUCAAGUUCCACUUUAACCCAGCCCAGUCUGUGCUGGUGGUGGAGGGAGAGGAUGUGGACAGCAUCAACACAGCUAUGACCAAAGUGUCCUAUAUCAACUCUCGCCAGUUCCCCACGCCGGGGCUCAGACGUGUGCACAUCACCACCUCAGUGCAGUGUUUCGGGGACGACACAUGUCUCUCCAUUCCAGACAUCAAGUCAGUAGUCAUGGUCCUGCCACCCAGUGAACCCAGAAUCACCCUCGUAGGAUCUAAUCGACUCGUCAGGCCUGCUGGUGACCUGCGGGGCCCGCUGGGUGUGGCCCCCUUCAAGGAACUUCACAUCACCAGCACAGUGAUGAAGGGAGACAGCUUUGGUGGCUCCCGCAGACCAGGUGUGACGGAGGUGAUGCAUAACCUGGACUACUGCGAUGUGCUGGUCAUCGGGGAAGAGCUCAAUCCUGAGAGAGAAAGUCUGGAGAUUCAUCACAGUGCUUUACUGGGAAAACACCUGGAUGCCACCAACUCCACCUCUGGAAUAUCUAUAUACGGUGUGGACUCCAUGGUCCACUAUGAGCAGGCGCUCAGACAGCUGCGCUACAGGAACUGGCGUCCGGCCACCCUGAGCAACAGAAGAUUUAGACUCAUCUGCUCCGAACUCAACGGACGUUACACAAGCAACGAGUUGAAUUUGGAGGUCAGCGUUCUGCACCGGUCAGCACCUGUGGAACAUGUCAAUCACAUGGCUGCUCAACCUCAGUACCUGAGACCUGUCCAUCACCCGCUCAUGAUACACACUCUCAACUCACACAUGUCAGGAUCAGCCCCUCCAGCAGCCACAGUCGUAAUUGUUGUCUGUAUCGCCGCACUGGUGGUGAUUGUAGUGAUUGGCGUUUACAGGAUCCAUGCCACACAUCAGGAAGGGUCCAGAGAAGAUGAAGAGGGCAUCAAAGAUCCUGAGGAAGACUGGAACAACUCUGCCCUCACUAUAACCAUCAACCCCAUGGAGAAUGUACGAGGAGCUCAGGCGCUUGAUGAAGAAGUAAAAGAAGACGAACAUGAGGCGGAGGAGGAGGAAGAAGAGGAGGAGGAGGAGGAACGUGUGGGAGGAAUGACAAGUGCUGAGUCAGACAACAGUGAUGAAGAUGAAGUGGAGGAAAAAGAGGAGGUGAAAAAGAGGAAGCAGAAGGGAAAGCUUGUGUGGGACAGUUCAUCCAUCACAUACUGACCCAAUAUGCACACGCAUUAUCAACAAAACCUGCACUUCUGAACAAACACUCUUAACAUGAUUCUCUCUUUCUCUCUCUAAUCUUCUAUCUUUAUCAAACAGAACACACACACUAAUACACACACACACACACACACACACACACACACACACACACACACACACACACACACACACACCCGUCAUGCAGACACCUUUGCAAGCUCACCACAAGUACAUAAACACAUGCACAAAGCUCUGAAAAAAAUCUUUACAAUCGGUUGCUGGAAAAAAAAAAAAAACAUUCUGAAACUUCUCACGUCGUCAUUAUUUAGUAAAUGUCUCCCUCUGCUGGACAGGUCAGAACUACAGAAUCAUCUGCAGUCCAACAGUGCUGGCAAACAUUUUGUCUGUACAUCCAUUAUUAUCCAUAUCACAGUCAAUAAAAUAAAAUAAUUAUAUAUGGUAGAUGUGAAAGAAGCACAGUUUCUAAGUUCAUGUGCAGAAUUGGCUGAAACUUAGCGAAUACAUUUCAAUUCUCUCAGUUUCUCACAUUGACUCAAAGACGUGAACUUUUAGCUGAACCUUUAUACACAUGUCCUCAGAUUACUUUUGUAUUUUUUUAUUUUCAAACAAAGAUCUGCAAUAUGAGGAGUUACUGAAAAAAAUAGCAUCUAUACACAUAUUUAUUAGUUAAUGUAUUCAUACACUAAUUCUUCAGCCUAUAAAGUAAAGUAGGUGUAACAUAACUGUACUUUCACUCAGUGUGUGUCCUCUACUGUCAUCUCUCUCGUCCGGAGUUUCUCCAUGUAUCACAGUGCGUAACUUCUAUUGCCUGGACAUUGAAGAGAUAUGUUAUAGAUCUGUUGUCUCUUGUCAUAAACCUUUCACAUUAGUCUAGAUUUAUGUACCAAUCAGGUAAAUUAACCGUUUAAUAUUGUUCAUCUUUGGUCCCUCAAAAGUAUUUUAAAGCUAAUAUGAUCGCUGCUCCAUAAGCCAAUGAACUAAUUAAAAAAAGUUCAUUAUUGUUCAAAUACUUUUGAGACACAACAUCUGCACAACAUCUGUCUGUGUAGCACAUCAAUCCAUACUGUGGCCUAUUGUAGCCUGCACUGUUUCAGGUCUGAUCAGUUAUCUUUAUUAAUUUUCAACAGAUGAAGUCAUACAAACAUGUUGCUGAAAGCAUAUCUCAUAUUUUCUUUGUUUUGUUUUUUUUCCGUCACAGUAAAUGUAGUCCUCUUUAAGAAAAGACAUAAACAAGGGUAGUCAAGAGAUUUCAUUGUUUUAAUACAUUUGACUCACUUAAGAGUGGCAUGUUUCUCAAAGGUGUAAUAAAAAAGUAACACAGGGAGAUAUAUUUUAGUUAUAUCUACCAAAAACACUGCAUCCUACUCUUCUCCUCAUGCAAUUCUCGCCUCUUUGAAACAAGGCCUGUGGGCUGGUUUGACAGAGAUUGAAACAGACUUUGACUACAAUCUUAUUAUAGGGCUUUCACACUUGCAGAAAUCGCCUGAAAAACUCAGGAUAUUUCCCGGUGGAGCUGUGUAUGUGAACGCAAACAGCCAAAUCUUUCACUCAGACUUCACCUGUAGUUUCUCCUGACAGUCAGACUGAAGACAGACACCUAAAGCUGUGUGGUUCUUUAGCAUCUUAAGAUGAAUUUGCUUUGAAUUCUAGGAAAAUAAAGACUCAACAUAAAACAUUGCACCUGUUAGAACUGGUCUGUUGAGUUCAGCUCCACAGUAAAUUUUACAUAAUCAAUAAAAACUCCAGGGGCUUGAUGACAUCAUCAUGCACUGCUACUCUGACAAGUGAACUGACCUUCUUGUGUCAUAUUGGCGGAGUGACCCUUUAAAGAAAGGUGAGGACUCACAGAGCUGCAUCUCGGAAUAAAGAAGCAGAGUGGUGGUCUAUUUCCCCUGUGUUAGAAAGUCAUGAAGAUGAAUAAUAAAUCAUCCAUUUAUAAUAAAUAAACCUUGAACCAUCUGAAUUGCAGAUUGAAUUGAACUUGUUCAAGAGUUAGUCCACAUUCAAAUGACAUAAAUGUAACUCCACGUCCCCUUUUCAACUCAGAGAAAUCUCCUCUCACCUGUUCAUAUCCAUACAGCAUCAGUGACUGAUACGUCUCCCGUUCACCUUCUCCCCCUCCCUCUGUUGACCUUUGACCUCCUGUGAUUGUGAUGUCAUCAUUGUGAAACAACUGCCUCGUUUCCCUCGUCAACCUUUGUCAUAUUGUGCUUCAGAAAGUUUAAAGAGAAAAAAGAUUCUUUUACAUAUAAAAACAAACCCUGUAAAAAUGUUCAAGACAGUUAUUUUAUAUAUCCGUUUCUUUUUCUUUUUGUAAACAAAACAGUUGGGAUAUCCCUUUCUUUAGUGGUCAUCCCACUGCUCUCUGUAUAUUGACCAAUAAAGACUUGUUUUAGACUCUA